This is a messenger RNA of Amphiprion ocellaris (clown anemonefish), 745 nucleotides long. Its product is annotated as small integral membrane protein 30-like. Bases 66 to 248 code for a protein of 60 amino acids. The transcript has a single exon. NCBI's taxonomy places the organism in Eukaryota, Metazoa, Chordata, Actinopteri, Pomacentridae. The record is from RefSeq and is a predicted model, not a curated record.
AUCUGACUUUGACGCAGGCGCUCGAGCUUCCCCCGAAAGUAAAAACACACAGCAACAGCGGCAACAUGGCUCCCAAAGUUGAACUUGCAGCGGCGCUCUUCUGCCUCCUGUUCUGCUCCCUGGUCCAGCCGGCUGAGGCUUACGACUUCGGGGACGCGCUGGCCCUGCUGCUGGGAACCGUCCUCUCCGUGGUGGGUUUGUGCGCUUUCCUCGGCUGGUACGCGCGGAGGCGGAACGGGCAGCUGUGACGAGCCUCCUUCCUCCCGUCCCGUCCCGUUUUCACCAUCCACUGCGUCAACACUCCUUCGUGUGAGCUUCUACGGACCUCCUGGCGCAACCAAAGCGUCGCAAGAAACGUGCCUUAUUGGGAUUAAAGCUGCAGAUUGAUUGGGAACCGCGUGGAGCUGGAGUGGAAGGUGGAGGGGAGGACAUCCAGGAAGUCCUGAAAAAACAGGAACUGCUUCUGAGAUUGAGGACCAAAGACUGUUUACCGUCAUGAUGAACGGACUGCUGCAGCUAGAUUCUCCUUUAAAGAUGCCUGCACUGCAUAUUGCGCAUAUUUGACCAUGCUUGAAGUGAUCACUGUGAUGUCCUCAUGUGGCUGUAUGCCUCCAGUAUGCAACAGAGCAUUGUUUGAAGCACAAUAUCACCAGAGCUGGGUUACUUCCGGUCUGUGCUGUUUCAAUAUGUUACUGUAGCCGUGUGAGGAAUAAACUGAUUCAUGUGAGACGACUAAUGUCUUGUA